AUGCAAAUCCGAGAGUUUGAUAUCGUACUGUUCGGCGCCACAGGUUUUACCGGUCAGUUCGUUGUCGAAGAGUUGGCCCGAAGUGCACAACAAGAGUCCAUCAAAUGGGCGAUCAGUGGAAGGAGUCGUGAGAAGUUGGCUAAAGUGUUGACCACUGCGAGCGCAGAGACUGGUAUAGAUGUGACAAACAUUCCCACCAUUGAAGCCGAUGUCCAGUCGGAAGAGUCUCUGCGAGCGAUGACCGCACGGACACGACUUGUGUUGAAUACUGUCGGCCCGUUUCGGUUCUUCGGGGAACCAAUUAUCAAAGCGUGCGUCGAGACGGCUACUAAUCAACUGGACAUCAGCGGUGAACCGCAGUAUAUGGAGUCAAUGCAACUGAAAUACAAUAAGAUUGCGCACCAAAAGGGUAUAUACAUUGCCGGUGCCUGCGGUUGGGGUUGUGUUGUCUGUGAUUUAGGCGUUCAGUUCCUUAAGAAACACUUCAAUGGAGAACUCAAUUCUGUGGAAACGUUUCUCACUGUUAAGACCGGACCUAAAGGAUUGAGUACAAACUACGGCACGUGGCAGUCGGCCAUUCAUGGCUUCGCAACCAAACAUGAAUUGAAAGAUCUUCGGCGCCAACUCUAUCGGGAAGUGUUUACUAAACCGCGACCGCAACCGAAGUUUCCAUUGCAGCGAAAAACUAUACCAUUCAGUUCGGAGUACACGAGCGACUGGUGUGUGCCGUUUCCAGAGGCCGACCGGUCUGUCGUUCAGCGAACACAACAAUACAAAUACGAGAAACACAAUGAAAGGCCGACACAACUCGAGACCUACUAUACUAUCGAUAAUACGUUCAGUCUAUUGAGCUUUAUCUUAAUGGCCGUUAUAUUUCAAAUUUUGGUGGCUUUCCGUUGGGGACAAUCACUCCUCGAAGACUAUCCGUCCGUUUUCUCGUUCGGCGAAAUUACAAAGUCUGGUCCGACACGCGAGCAGAUUAUGGCCACAACUUUUAAGACACUUAUUGUAGGUUGGAACGAGAAGUUGUCCGAACCCACCGACCAGCCCAAUGAGGCGCCCAAUAAGACUGUUAUGGUUGAAGUGACCGGUUUUGAUCCGGGAUAUCGGGCCACCAGUACUUGUUUAGUACAAUCGGGCAUUACUUUAAUCAAAGAAUUUGAUAAAUUUCCAGAAAAGGGCGGUGUGUUUACUCCCGGAGCUCUAUUUGAAAGCACAGGCCUUAUAAAGCGACUUAAGGCACACGAUCUCAAUAUUACUUUGAGCGCUGGAUGUAGCCGCGGGAACCAAUCCCUGGUCACGAUACUUGAGCCUUCACGGCGUGAGUCCAGUCCUAAGUCCUUGCGGGGCCCUCAGGGCAGUCCCAGGUCACAGCACGGGGUGACCGAGACUAAUAACCAACGAGAGGUUAUAGACACAGUAGACAACGUGUUACAGACAACGUGUUUAUUACAAAGGCAAAGACAGGACUACCACGAGCACAGGCAACACAUCUCUCGCAUAAUUCACAUUGAGAUGUCUGAAAGCCGAGAGUUUGAUAUCGUAUUGUUCGGCGCCACAGGUUUUACCGGUCAGUUCGUUGUCGAAGAGUUGGCCCGAAGUGCACAACAAGAGUCCAUCAAAUGGGCGAUCAGUGGAAGGAGUCGUGAGAAGUUGGCUAAAGUGUUGAUCACUGCGAGCGCCGAGACUGGUAUAGACGUGACAAACAUUCCCACCAUUGAAGCCGAUGUCCAGUCGGAAGAGUCUCUGCGGGCAAUGACUUCACGGACUCGACUUGUGUUGAAUACUGUCGGCCCGUUUCAGUUCUUCGGCGAACAGGUGGUGAAGGCGUGCAUUGCGUCGGUGACCAAUCAUCUGGACAUUAGUGGCUCUCAAUACUACAUGGAGUCAAUGCAAUUGAAGUAUAAUAAGGCGGCCCAAGAGAAAGGCAUAUACAUUGCCAGUGCCUGCGGUUGGGAUAGUAUUCCUUUCCUUAAGAAGCACUUCAAUGGAGAACUCAAUUCUGUGGAAACUUUUUUCACGUUGAAUACAGGACCUAAAGGAUUGGCCACAAAUGUCGGUACCUUUCAAUCGGCAAUUCAUGGAAUCGCCGACAAAAAUAAGCUGAAAGUUAUUCGGAGUAAACUCUAUCGAGAAAUAUGCGCUAAACCUCUGCCGCAAACCAAGUUUCCAUUGGUUAAAAAAUCGAUGCCAUUCCGGUCGGAGUACGUGAGGGGUUGGUGUGUGCCGUUUCCCGGCUGCGAUCCGUUUGUUGUUCAACGGACUCAACGUUAUAAAUACGAGAAAUGCAAUGAAAGGCCGACACAAAUCGAGUCCUACUUAAUUGCCGACACUUUCUUUCAACUCAUAGGCCUUAUAACUCUGGGCGCAGUAAUAGCAGUGAUGGCGCCCUUCCGUUGGGGCCGAUCUCUACUCGAGUCCUAUCCGUCGGUCUUCUCGUUCGGCAGAUUUACAAAGACUGGUCCGACACGCGAGCAGAUAAUGGCCGCAACCUUUAGAUUACUUAUUGUAGGCAAAGGUUGGAGCGAGAAGUUGUCCGAACCCACCGACGAGCCCACGGAGACGCCCAAUAAGACUGUUAUGGUUGAAGUGACCGGUUUUGAUCCGGGAUAUCGGGCCACCAGUACUUGUUUGGUUCAGUCGGGCAUUACGUUAAUCAAAGAAUUGGAUAAAUUGCCAGAAAAAGGCGGUGUGUUUACUCCGGGCUUACUAUUCGAAGGCACCGGUUUUACCGGUCAGUUCGUUGUCGAAGAGUUGGCCCGAAGUGCACAACAAGAGUCCAUCAAAUGGGCGAUCAGUGGAAGGAGUCGUGAGAAGUUGGCUAAAGUGUUGAUCACAGCGAGCGCCGAGACUGGUAUAGAUGUGACAAACAUUGCGAUCAUUGAAGCCGAUGUCCAGUCGGAAGAGUCUCUGCGAGCGAUGACCGCACGGACACGACUUGUAUUGAAUACUGUGGGUCCGUAUCGGUUCUUCGGGGAACAGGUGGUGAAGGCCUGUGUCGAGACGGCUACGAAUCAUCUGGACAUCAGCGGUGAACCG
Molecule: messenger RNA, 3039 nt
Organism: Medioppia subpectinata
Lineage: Eukaryota; Metazoa; Arthropoda; Arachnida; Sarcoptiformes; Oppiidae
Source: the annotation of a GenBank genome assembly